Messenger RNA from Microthlaspi erraticum, 234 nucleotides. The record is from the annotation of a GenBank genome assembly. NCBI's taxonomy places the organism in Eukaryota, Viridiplantae, Streptophyta, Magnoliopsida, Brassicales, Brassicaceae.
AUGAAGAAAUGGAUUGAGGAACUUCAAUCUCAACCUUGGUCUAAAUCAAAUAAAGGAAAUGAUCAGCCUGCUUUUAACUGGGCACUUCACAAAACAUCUCAUCAGGUGGAUGUGUUUACUUGCUUUCCGCAAGAAGCUUUCCCAACAGGAGGAUUGUACUUCAGGAACAAGACAUGGGCUAAAGAGACAAAGGGGAAACAUGUAACUACAUUGUCGGUUUCAAGAACAAGAUGA